AGCGAGGGGGGAGGGGUGAAGGGGGCGGGGUUGCCGCCGCCGCCGCCGCCGCUGCAGCUGCCGGAGGAGCGGGAGCCUCGCCGGGGAUGGUGCUUCUGGCGGCGCUGGCUUCUCCGGGCGGCUCGACGGCCUUUCCAGGUGAGCAGCGCCGAGGCGCCGGCCUCCCUCCGGAGAGCCCCCUUCAGCGCCCGGCCCGACCCCGGCCGCCCUUGGCUCCCCCCGCCACACACAGGGCCGAGGGAGGCAGCGCAAAGGGAGCGCAGGCGCGCGCCGUUAACCCGCGGGAUUCACUGCCGCAGGAUCUGAGGGCGGCCGCUGGAUUUGGACGCCUCAGGAAACGGGUCGCGGGGGUUGGUGGGGUGCCUCUCCCCUUCCCACGCCCAGUGACUUGAUCUCUGCGCAGGGCAGCUCCGUGGAGGCGUCUCCGUAGACUAGGUGUUGGGGUGACAACGAUGGUGCUGGUGGGAUGGCUCCCCUCCUGCCCUGGCUGGCGGCAUUGUGAGGGGCAGCUGGCUGGCCACCACGGGGAAGUUUCUGCUGGCCUAGCUGGCCUGAUCCUCCGGGGACUCUCUUCUGUGCCUGCCCACCCCAAAGAAGCGCCAGGAGCGGAGCAUGAAAGCAAUGGGCACUGUGGUGGAGGGUCUAGCUUUAGAUUUGCCAAACCUUCUUAUUUUGUUUUUUAAAAAGCCAUUUAAGUUGCCACCACAUCCCAUCCCAGUGAAUUCUGUAAGUGCAUUGUGUAGUUAUUGGGGCAGCGGUGUUCUGUCUUGAAACGGCUUUCCUGGACUCAUGGGUUGUCUUCCGCCAGGCAAGUGGUAAGCCAAGAGCAAACCUUGGCUACAGCCAGUGGUUUGUCUGGAGCAAAACAAACCAUGAGCUCAUGUUCAGACAAAUCUUGGCUUACCUUUUGGUAUCAUGGCAGUAGGGUGACCAGGGACUGUCAAAGCAAACACUAUUUUUAUUGUGCAUACCUGUGCGUUCAUGCUUAACCAUGGGUUAACUCGGCAUUCUGCCUGAACUGAGAUAUCCUGACUUUUAUUCUUCUGUAAUCUUAUUAGGUAGUUGUUGGAAUGUUCUAACUCUUCUUUUUUUGUACUUCUUACGAGCCAAUAAGAAGGCUGCUUUGACAGCAGUGUCCAUAAUGAUUAUGGUAAGGGACCAUAGUUCAGUGGUUGAGCACAUGCUUUUGCCUGCAGAAGGCCCCGGGUUCAAUCUCCACUAGAGUCUUGGGUGUAUGGAUUGGAAAAGCCUGAAACCCUGGACACCUGGUCCCAGCUAAAGUAGAUAGUACUGGGCUGAUGGAGCAAUAGCCUCACUUACCAGAAUGCACAUUUCUAUGUUUAUAAGACUGACUUAAUGAAAACAGAUAAUUUUAUGUAAGGAAUUAUGUAUUUCACAGGUAUUGAGCCUAUUGCUGUGCAUAGGUUAUACAAGGAUAACUAUGCUUUCAUGUAACUGAACCUUACAUUUGGAAGAAAAUACAAACAAGGUUUUUUAAAAAGACUAAUUUACUUUUAUUUCAUAUAUGCUUUAGACGGAAGAUAGCAGUAAUGCUAACAUUGGCAAGCAAGCUAAAACGGGAUGAUGGUGUCAAGGGGCCCCGUUCAUCCAACCCAGGUUCUGAUUCAACUCGAAGAGUGUCUGUUAGAGAUAAGUUACUUGUUAAAGGUAAUGCUGCUUUCUAUAUGAAAUAUCACUGUUCUCCUAAAAUUUAAUGCACUGUCUGAUAAUUGAACUAAAUGUGCAGAGGUUUGCAGAGUAUAAAAAACCCUUUUAAAGAGAAAAGUUAAGAUGCUUACAAAUUCAUGAACACGCCAAAAAGCAUGGAAACUGUAAGUUAAGGAUCCACAUUAAUUUCCAUAUCAUAUAAACAAUUAGUGCAAAGCAAUCAUGUACAUGUUUACCUAGGAGUAAGUCCAACUGUAUUCCAUAGAGUUUACUUCCAGAUAACUCUGCAUAGGAUUGCACAAUCUUACAUCAUUCUGCUCACAUACAAUUUAGCCUCCAUGCACCUUCAGUCUUUUGGCCCCAGUCCUCUUCUUCAGGCUGGGGGACAACUGAACUAACAGCAUUGUGGUAUUGGUUGGCUAGGUGAACACUGACAUUCUUGUUUUCUCUGUAUGCUUUGCAUUGGUUCAGAAAGAAUGACAUAUAUUACUAAGGAUAGGUUGCAUAUUGGGGUGGGCAGAUGAUGAAUGAAAGACUACAAAGUGUAGAAGAAUGGAGAGAGACUGUGGUACAUGCCUGUAUUACUAUGUGACAAAACAUGUUGAUGAAAGAACAGAGAAGGUAAGUCCUGUUUUUAUGACUAAACAUGCAUGGGAUUGGGCUUUGGAACUGACUGGCACUAUUUAAAUUGAGUGAAUUCAAUUAUCUGAUGUUCUAAUAAAACUUGAAUAGUUAUUUGGUUUGUUUUAUUUUCAAUUGAACAUGCACAAAAUUGCCCUCUGUGGUUCAAAAUAGACAUUUUAUUAUACUGUUAGAAUUUAAAAUGUGUCCCUUAUAUAUGAAAUACUGUUCCCCCAGUCUGCAGAGGAAGAACAAAAAAUCCUCAGGGGGAAAAUACUUUAUUUCUGAACUUUGAUAAGUCUUCAUAUCUCUGGAAAGGACUGUACCAUGUGCAUAUCAAAUCUGUGCUGAACAGAUAUUUAACAGUAAAAGUUCCAAGGAAAUGGAAUUCAUCCUCAGAUAUGAACUGAAUGAGUCUCAUGAGAAAUUGCAUCCAGGUCAAACCAGCCAAUCUAUAUUUUUAAGCAUAGAGGAAGCUUGAAACCAGCUGCCAGGUAUUCUAGGGCAUUGAAAAGAAAAUGGGCUUUUCUGAAGAAUUACACCAGGCUAUGACUGCUGUAAUAAGUCUAAUUUUUUUCUCCAUGGCUACUGUUUGACCCCCAUCAUAGCAUAUCAUAGCACAAGAGAGUGUGUGCAUGUGGCUGUAGAGCAUGCUGCUGUUUGCACGUCUGCCUCACUGCAUUUUUGUCAGUGCUGUACCUAAAAUGCUUAUCUGAAUCCUAUAGGUUAACUUUGAAAGAGUGCUUUGUGAAUUUGUGAGCAUUUACAAAUAAUUGUGUGUUCUUGGACAGGGAAAGUGGUCAGUUGGCCCAUUCCACUAGGCUGAAUAAGAAUACGGUUCAUAUGCCAAAUACUAGGAAUUCUAAAUCCAUUUUCUGCAUCUAUAAUGGGAGGGGGGUUGUCGCUAGUAUUGCUCAGGAGCAAGAGAGACCGGGCUUCUUUAAUAAAAUGAAAUAAAAAUGUGGGAAUGUAAAAUUUAAGAUUCAUUCAUUUAAGCACAAUCAGCUCUGCAGCAAGAAUAAUGAUAAGCUGAAGAGAAUACAAAUGAUGGAAAAGAUACAGAGAAUAGUUGGCUUUACCUUGGUUGGGGAAAAUAUAAGCUACUGGAAGCAGGAGAGGAAAAAGUAGGUUGUAUAUUAGUGGAAAGAGGAUCAUCAGGUUGCCUUUUGUCUCUUAAGCUUUAAAGCAGGCACCCCCAACCUGCAGCCCUCCAGAUGUUUUGGCCUACAACUCCCAUGAUCCCUAACUAACAGGAUCAGUGGUCAGGGAUGAUGGGAAUUGUAGUCCAAAACGUAUGGAGGGCCGAAGGUUGGGGAUGCUUGCUUUAAAGUGUGCUGUCAGUUUUGCAUUGAGUGGACUAGGUUUUUUUAAAAGCAGACCGCUAACCUUUAUUUGAGGCUUGAAAAUAUGUUUUACAACAUACAUCUGGAGGGUCAUUCCAGAUCAAGUGGUCCAAUUUUUGAUGACUUUUUUUACCUCAUGUCCAAUUUUCUUAAUAUUUUGUACACUUGUUUAAUGAGCAGAACUAAGUUUAAAUCUAAAAUUUAUUUUAUCUCAUCCUGUUUUUGAGUUUGAAAUUUCAGAAUAUUGACAAUUUUGGCUUUGCUGGAUUACACAAAAACCCUAAAAGCGCUUUUUUGGGGUGGAUACUUUUUUGACAUUUAAAAUCCUAUUAAUUUAAAAAAAAUAUUUUAAAUGUUUAUAUAAUGUAACUUAACUUUAAAACUUAGUCCAUCAUGUGCCAUAUCACAUCAAAGCCCAUGAAGUUCUGAAGAGAUUGGUAUUUUUAGUUUUGAAAUAUUCAAUUCUGGGCUGAGCAAGGCCAAAAUUGUCAUUUUUUUGAAACUGCAAAUCCUCCUAACUCAAAAAGAGGAUGACAUAAAAAAAAUUAAAAACAGAGAUCUGGGACCUUCUCUUAUACAGUGGUACCUUGGUUUAAGAACAGUUUAGUUUAUGAACAACUUGGAUUAUGAACGCUGCAAACCCAGAAGUAGGUGUUUUGGUUUGUGAACUUUGCCUUGGAAGCAGAACAUGUUCCGCUUCCUGUUGAGUGUGUUCCAUUUGUAAACUGAGUCCCCCACUGCUAUGGGAAAGCAUGCCUUGGUUUAAGAACGCUUUGGUCUAAGAACAGACUUGUGGAACAGAUUAAGUUCGUAAACCAAGGUACCACUGUACUACUUUUAGGAAAUUGAAACUGAAAGCAAUAUAAAAUGGUAAGGUAAAAAGUCUGAGGAUCACUUGACAUGACUUAAGGAGCAGAAUUGUAGGGACACGUUUAGAGCAGGGGUGGGAAGAACCUAUAGCAUGUCACCCUGGGCUUAAUUUCAUGCUGAUGAGGAAGGAAAGGGGGUGGCAGAGAGGGAGGAAAGGGGUGCUCUACCCACUUAUGCACCUGACAUUGGCCUGCAGCCCUAACAAAGUUCGCAACCCCAACUGAGAAGUACAGUCAUACCUCGGGUUAAAUAUGCUUCAGGUCGAGCAUUUUCAGGUUACGCUCCGUGGUGACCUGGAAGUAAUGGAACGCGUUACUUCCGGGUUUUGCCACAUGCGCAGACGCUCAAAAAGACGUUAUGCACAAAAGCGACGAAUUGCAACCCGCAGACGCAGGUUGUGUUUGCUUCAGGGCUCCGGAACAGAUCCCAUUCGGAUCCAGAGGUACCACUGUACUUUGAAUGUGCUAAAUGCCUUAUUAAAAUGGGCAAAAUUAUACCUAGGGUCCAUUCCAGGAAAAAAUUGUCACCAUUAAACCCCUUGGAAAACAGUGGGAUUGUGACCAUCUUGUUUCAUUAAUUUUUAUGGGACCUAGGUAAUAAUGACUGUCUGAAUUGCGGAGGGUGUCAUACCGUUUAAGUUGCUGCUGGCCUUUGGCUCUGUUGGGUAAUGGGCCUGUACUGGGUCAUUGCUCUGUACUGACUCUUGAAAAAUAUAAAGGUGAAUAUUAAUACAGGUAAUACCUUGCUUUUUAAAAAUUUGUUGUGAUUAACUUGGUAUUUUUGUGUUAGGGUGAUUUAAGUGCUUUAGACUCCAGUCCUACACUUACUUCCCUGGGAGUGAGCCCCACUGAACUCUGGGGCUUACUUCUGAGUAUACAUAUGUAGGAUUGCAUUGUCAAUAAGCUUAGGGUAGUGUUAUUUCAAUAUUAUCCUUUAGCAGUUAUGUGACUGACUUCAUUGAAUCAUUUUGUAUAAUUAUAAUUCAGUUGUUUAAUUAUAGCCUUAGUAUUGUUUAUUGUACCUUAUAUUUUAACAUGAAUAUUGUAAUAUCCUCUAUAUUAAGAUACUGUUUUUGCUGUGACUUUUUAUUAUUGCUUUGUCAGUUUAGAUGUAAGCCAAAAUUAUCUUGAGUAUUAUAUAUAGAAAGAUGCUAUAUAAAUAAAGUUGGCAUUGACUCACAUUUUUAUUUCAUUUUUAACAGAAGUUGCAGAACUUGAAGUAAAUUUACCUUGUAAGUAUAGUGUUCAGAAGGUUUUCUGAGGAGUGUGCAAACUCUUCUUUUCCAAUGCAUAUCAUUUUCAGGUAGCUGCAGAUAUUGCAACCUGGGACUCCUUUGGGAGGAAGGGUGGGAUAUACAUUUAUUUAAUAAGUUAAUAGAUUUAUGCAUGAACUCAGCUCAGAUUGUAGUUAUCUUUUGUAAAUAUUAACUGCGCAAUAAAUUCCCUUGUGAGGCCUUUUUCUCUUUCGUUCCUAUGUUUGUUGCCUUCCCCUCUACAGCUUGUCAGAAAUGUCACAAUUGGUGGUUAUUUUCAGAUUUUUAAAUUUUGUUUUUCAGGUACAUGUGAAGUAAACUUUCCUGACCCAAAUAAACUCCAUUAUUUUCUCCUAACUGUAAACCCAGGUAAUCUUUUAAGAAUGUAUUUUGAAACUGUUAAUGUUAAGUGCAGAGUGUUCUAUAAACACUCAAAUCCGUUUGUGAAUGCGCACACACAAUUUUCAGCCUUCUCUUUUGAAAUUAUUUGGGGAAACUGAAGGUGAACAUUUGUUAUUUGAAAAGAAAUGUAGAGUAAGAGGAUAGAUAUAUUUAUAUUUUGAUGGUUAAUUGACAGCCAUACUUGAUGCAUCAAAGCUAUGCAGUGCCAAAAAAAAGAACUACACUAAAUCAAGAAUACAGUAAAAGCAAGUGGCAAAACAAAAAGGUACCAUUUUUAAAAAAAAUACUUAUGUUUUAAAAUCAAAUGUAAUAGACUAGGUAUAUGAUAAGUUAAACAACAAAUUAAUAAAUUAGAGCAAAUGUUCUUUUUUUAAUUCUAUCAAACUCUACAAUUCUAUGACUCUGUGGUUUAUAUGCCACCUUUUCUUCCAAGGAGCUCAAGGUGGUGAACAUGGUUCUCCUCCCCAGUUCAUCCUUCUGACAACCCUGUGAGUUGUAGGUUAGGCUAAGUGAUGGUGACCCAGUGAACUUCAUGGCUGGGUGGGAUUCAAACCCUGGUCUCCCAGGUCAUAGUCCAACACUCUAACCAUUACACCACACUGGCUCUAUGACAUCACAAGAAAAGUUAAUGUUCUUGAUCUUACGGCAAGCUGUUUUCCAAAAAUCUGGUAUCUUUGGUCAUGGACAAUGUACAGUACAUGGUAUGUAUCAGAACAUGGACAAGUACAUCUACAGCACCUUUUGCUGAUUCUGGUGUAAAUUUAACUUGGCCUACUAGCAUCUGCACAAAAUUAUAUAAAACCUUUUUGGAUGAGUUUGAACAAGUUUGAGUAGAUGUAGUCCUCCAAAUCCAAAUGUCCCACGUUACACAUUUGACUCAGAAAUCUUAUCCGUUGAUUGCUCAAAAUCAGCACAUCAUUCUGUGUACUGUUAUACAGUUAGUGUCUUCACAAAGUUUUCAUAAAUGUCUUCAGGCGUCUUUACACGAGUUACAGAUCUAUACAAGACCAUCUAAAUAGCAGGGAAAUCAGCCCCAUACUACUUCAUUUGCUACACAGUGUAAAUAAAACCUUUAGCUGUAAAGCUUAACAAAAGAUAAAUUGCUGAUAAUUCAGUUGACUCUGCCAGAUAACUAUUUCGGGGGUUUUUGUGUUACAUAUACUAUAUUCUACAUAUCGAAUAUAUGUAUUCUACAUAUACUAUAUUCUAUAGUAUGUAGAGAAUGUGUAGUUUGAAAUUUAGCUAGUACUGCCACAUUGAUCAUGCUGGUUGGAGAUCGUAUUUCUUGAGUCUUUCGCAGGAUAAGUAGUAAGUGUUCAGCUUGCAUGAAAAAUAAUUAUGUGGUUUGGUACCAUGUCAAUGUAGUUGCUUUAUCUGUAUAAUUUUCGGUUCCUUUUUAGAUGGCUAGAAAGCCAUCUACACUACACUACUAUAGUGUGUAGUGAAUAAUAGGCCAAAAUAUUUUUCACUAGUUUUGACAAGUUGGGAAUUAUUGAACUUCAUAGAUAUGGGCACUAGAUGGCACUGAUAGAAUAACUCUGUUGUACUGGUGAUGUGUGGUUGUUGGCAGUAGAACUCUCAAUUCUUUAGUCUUUUCCUUCUCUCAAGUCAUGAAAGUUUGGAGGCAGAACACACAAUAUGGCAGAACAAACAAAUAUGGGUCGUGAUUCUAGAUGCAUAUUCAUUUACUUCCCAGGUCACUUGCCCAGAACUACCCUGUUUCCCAAGCUGUCCAUUCAAAUUCUUCCAAGGUUCCAUGAUCCCAGUUGACUCUAGUCUGCCUUCGUCCUUCUUUGAACUCCUUCCCCCCCUCCCCAGGCCCGCCUUUUGGGCUUCCCAUAGCCGUCUGGUUGGCUUCAAUGAGAUCAGGAUGUUGUACUGAGCCUGAUCUAGCAGGACUUUCCUUAUGUUCUGCUGCCAUCACAUCUCCUUUGACCAUAAGCCUCAUCUAGCUGAAAUAUGCUUAAGAACAAAGGGUGCUGAAGCCAGUUGUCUCAAACUUUCACCACCUUUGGUUAGAAAAAAAAUAUGAGCAGAGGGUGACAUGCAACAGGGCUUUCCCUUCCUCCCUCUCCCUCAACCCCGACCCCCCACAUCUGCUCCAGAGUGUCCCCCAACCCACUGUUCCUUCUGUUGGCAGAUGGACACCAUUGGAUUCCACCUGUAACUUCCCUAGAUCACUGUCUUUUCUGUGCUGUUGCAUAUUUCCUUUAAGCUUCUGUUUUUCCUUUAACAGAUGAAGGUUAUUAUCAAAAUGGAACAUUUCAGUUUGAAAUUGAAGUUCCUGAUGCCUAUAAUAUGGUGGUAAGUAAUUAGAACAGUUUAAUACUUACUGAGUUUCCUUUUACAAUAGGCUUAGAAAAGCAGUUGGUUUUUAACUGUAUGGCACUGUACUUGAUUAUGGCCAUAUUGUCCAGGUUAUUCAUAUUCUUUUUUUAAAAAAUAUAUGAUUUUCAGUUAUAUACAUUUCAGUAGUUUUACAGUCAUUUUAACAUUUCAAAGCUAGACUUCCUUCCUCCUCUUUCUGCAGUUCCUUAAAUUUAUUUUUAUCAUUUCCUGCAUAUUCUAAAUUAACUUAACUUUUUCUUUUAUUCGUGUAUUCUUAUGAAACUGCAAGUUAUUACAAAAAUCCUGCCAAUGUUCUUACCUAUUCACAGUUUAUUUGUACAUUUUCAAUAAACCAUUUCCAUUCUUUUGUAAAAAGUUUGUUACCUUGAUUUCUUAUUUUUCCGGUAAUUUUUGCCAUUUCUGAGUAGUCCAUAAGUUUUUGUAUCCAUUCUUCUUUCAUCAGUACUUCUUUCCAUUUUUGGGCAAAUAACAUUCUUGCCACUGUAGUUUCAUACAUGAAUAAAUUUCUGUACUGUUUAGGUAGGACUACCCCUAUAAUUCCCAGAAGAAAAGCUUCUUCUUUUUUACAAAUGCUAUUUUAAACAUCUUUUUCUUCAACUUCUCUUGCUCCCUUUUUGUCUCUUGCCUCCACUUGUACUUUCUUGGAGGAUUCAUCCAAAUUGGAGGUUUUAAGCUUUAAUUCUUGCACUGUUGUUUCCAAUUCCAAUGUUUUAUGUGACAGUUCUUUAAUUUCUGUUGUCAAAUUUGCGACCUCAGCAGUGUUAUUAUCUGUUUUCUGUUCCAGUCUCUGUAUUCCUUCCUUCAUUUUUUUCCUCAUUUCUAAUAAAAUUAUCAUUAAAUCAGACUUUGUGUCCCCUUCUGUAAUUGAACCUUUUCUUUGACCUGGUGUUGUAGUUGGGCCUCAUGGUGGUUUUUUUGCUGUAUUAGCCAUGAUUUUAUCAAAAAAGUUUUUUUUCCUUUUUUAAAAAAGAUUCAAAAUGCAAAAUAAUUUUUGUUAUUUUAAAUAAUAACUAAAUAGUUUUAAAUAAGUUUAAAGAAUAUUUUAAACUUCAGUUGUCAAUUUCUAUAUAAAAUCAAUACUUAUAUCAAAAUACCAAUAGGUGGCGAGCUCUCCUUUCUUAUGAGAAAGUACUUAAAAAAAAGAAAAAGCCAAAUAAAGAACCCCUGUAAUAAUUUUUCCAGCCACACUGUGUUGCUUGUGUUUCUGUCCUUGUUCUCUCACUCUGCUUUCCCUCUUAUCUAUUGUUUUGGUUUCUUAUUUCCUGUUUUCCCUCCUUUACCACAGCAUAUUCACAAGAUUUCACAGGAUCCACGAAAAUAAAAAAUAGAAUAACCUUUAAUCCAAUUAUUUUUAGCUCAUGUGAAAGUUUUAAAAAUCUCCUUUUCCAUUCACUAAAACGGUAUCGUUCCACAGUGUAUCUUUCUUCAGCAUCUUCAAAAAGCCCUCAUAAUAUCCACGUGUGUGGGGGGGGGGUGAGAGUUUAAGAUCUUUUCGUACCAAGUCUCCUUUUCCCUUUUCUUCAGCUUCUUCAAAAGCCCACCAAUUACACAGACAAGGUUCAUUUAAAAAAAAAAAAUGCCCCCAUCUCCAAACUGUUUCUGAUCUCUAUUGGACCCAAAUAAUAAAAAUAAUAAUAUUUAACUGUCCGAUUAUGAUGUGCUCUAAAAAUAUUUCCAAACCAGUCCUGAUUUAAAAUUUUAAAUCCAUACAGUUUCUGUCUCUUUUAGUUCAUAAAAAGUAGCAAAGGAAAUAAAUAUGGUUCUUAAAGUAUUAAGAUGAAUAAUUCACAAAGUUCACGUCCUGCUUUCUUCUCUUAUCACCCCAAUGUCUAAAAUUCAUUUCCAGUUUGGCAAGCUUGUUGGAAAAGCACUAUAAAGUCUUAAACUUAUGCAUCCAAUAUUAGCUCAAAUCACAAUGUUAAUUCAAUUCAUCCAAUGGAAUGCUUAAAAAGAAAAAUCAUUAGCGGGUAAUUUAUUUAUUUUUUCUUAGCCCCUGCAGAUUUUAUUCCAUGCCGAUUGAUACCUGCUUCCCAGGAGGGACAUCCUCUUUACCUCCCUGGUGUGGAUCCAAUUGAUAAAUUCUUCUUAAAUAUAUAUAUAUUUUAAAUUAUCUUGUGCAAAUUGGCCCAAUUUCCUUUUACUUUUUAAAGAAGUCGCUGCUUUAAUGGGGGGGGGGGCACUUGAGGCAUUUUGCUGUGUUCAAUCUUGGUGCUCUCGCUGCUCCUUCCAGAGCUUUGGGGGCUCUUAGCCUUCUCCAACACCGCUGGACCCUUCAGAACCCAAAUGUUCCUUCCGGGCUUUUUAGAGAAGGUUCUUUUCCCGCGCUCCCUUUCCGCCUCCUCGCAGCAAUUAGGUUGCUCAGGACGAGCGAUCCCCGGCGUCCACCAUAGCCUGCAGCAGACCCAGAACUCCCAGGUUAUUCAUAUUCUUUAUCCAUUAGGAAUUUGUAAAAAUGUGAAUGAGUUUUGUAUGAUACUUGGGAAAUUUUCAACACUGAAGAGCAAUUCUCUUGAAUUAAAUCUCAUCAGAUAUAGAUAUAAUUCUGCAGUUAUCAAAAGAAAACUACCGGUAUUUUGCAUAGAGUGUAUUUAUAUACUCUGUUUCUAUUUCUGAAGAGCACGCAAGAUACCAUUCUGAAUUGAUUUUUGGGACUACAACUCCCAUCAUCCCUAGCUAACAGGACCAGUGGUCAGGGAUGAUGGGAAUUGUAGUCCCAAAACAUUUGGAGGGCCGAGUUUGGGGGUGCCUGUACUAGAUGGUGUCUUCAGCUGCUUCCUGCUCUGCCCAUUGUGAAUCAUUAGACAGUUUUUGUUUUAAUUAUUAUUUUGAAAGCAGAAAUAAAAUUGUAGAUAAAAUCUGAAAUAAAAAAAUUAGCCUCCCUUGGAUUUGUUCUCAUGUGAAAGGUACACAUAUGUGUUUGUGGUUUAAGGUUUCUUAGAAUAGGAUUAUAUAAAUAGCAGCUGCUACAACAUUCUCACCAGGCUCUUGUUGUAUUAUUUGCCUCGCAUAAUCAACUUUUAUAGAAAAAUAAGUAUUCUUGUUAAUGUUUUUCGCACCUUUUCUGGAUGAAAAAAUAAGCCUGGUAAUUGCAGUCAAAUACACAACAGCAGCUGAAGUUUGAAUGUGUGAAUAUGAUUGGCAGAGCUAUGAAAUUAAUUUCCGAAAGAGUUAGCUGUUGUUUUUACCAGUACGGAUUAUUUUGGAGCUGCAUAUUAUAAUUGUAUUUUCCAUUGUUAAUAAAGAAUCUGUUUGUUUAAAUCAGUUCAAGUAUGUGAUACAAAGAUUUGUGGGGAUGAAAGAGAGAGAAAAUAGAAAUAUUGGAUUGACUUUAGAAUCUAACCAGACUAAUUAAGUUAGAUGGUUAUUAGUUAUAAUAAAUUACUUGAAUUGAACAUCUUAUUUUAAAAUAUGUUUGGUAGUCACAUUUGUCUGAGUUUUGCAGAGCUGAUUUCUAAAAAAUAAUAAUACAGAAUGUUACUAUAACAGCUACUCACUUCAGUAAAAAAGCAGCAAAAGAAAAAGCUCUCCUCCAUCCAUCCGUAUUGCGGUUUCUGGUUGCAGGUUAACUGGGACUGAACCUGGCCACAGAAUAAAGCGGGGAGCGAAUAUCGCUAUUUUAAGUGUCUCUUCCUCCCAUAUUGUUCCUGGUUCAUAUUUUUAAAUUGUUGUUUUUAUUGUAUAUUACCCUGAGAUAAUUGUAUAAAAGGUGAUCAAUAAAUUAAUGAUAAUAAUAAUUUCAUACAUUUACAACCACACCCUUGCACCUACUCAGACCUUCAUGCACACAACGGAAAAAAAUCAUAUGAACUGAAGAGCAUUUAUUUUUAACGAGAUUCUAGAGAGCUGAAUUAAAUGUACUCAAGGAUUGUAGUUGUAGAUCUUCUCUGAACAGAUUCAGCAUGUUCCUGCUUCAUAAUCUGCCAUAAAUGUUACUUAGUGUUUGCUAAUGUUGAUGUGGCAAGGAUUAGAAGGAACAUGGAGUGAGGGUUACUAGACCGGCAAAUUUAAAUAUGCGUCACGUUUUGAUGAUGUUGAUGAUGAUGAUAAAACAGAUUUCCCCCCACAAAUGUAAACCAGAAUCCGUUCCAGAAGUCCGUUUGACUUUCAAAAUGUUCGGAAACCAAACUGCAGCUUCCGAUUGGCUGCAGGAAGUGCCUGCAGCCAAUCGGAAUCCCAGUUGGAUGUCCAGCUUCCGAAAAUCAUUUGAAAACCAGAACACUCACUUCUGGGUUUCGAUCUUUCAGGAUGCAAUUUGUUUGGGAGCCAAGGCGUUCGAGAUUCAAGUUACGACUGUAUAACAAAAUGCAAUCUGGGAUGUGGUAUUAUGAUUUGUAGGUUUUUUUCUAUGUACAUGCAUGCCUAAUGAGAAGUUGCCUAGGAAAAUAGAUGUGCAAAUAAAAAGCAUAAUUUCACAAAAGGUGGGAAAACAGUUUGUGUUGAGUCACUUCAUAAUAACAUAAGGAGAUCAUUUUAAAAAAAAACAAACAGCCCUGCAUUUUUGGAGACUUUGUAGAAUGUAAGAUGCUGCUACUAAUCAUAGCACCCCUGUUGCCCCCCCCCAUUUUUUUUAUCUUGUUUAGUAAAUAAAAGAUCCACAUAAACUUCCUGUUUAUAAUUACAUUGUGAAGUUUGGCAAGAUACAUUUGUCCUUUUGUGUGCGUUAUACAACCAUACCAUCUUCUCCACCUCGUUCUCAAAAUUGAAAGCAUUGCAUCUUUCUAGAGCUAGAGCCUAUGGCUAAAUUGUUUAGCUAUACAGUCGUACCUUGGAUCCUGAACGCCUUGCAAGUUGAACAUUUUGUCUCCCGAACACCCCAGACCCGGAAGUGAGUGUUCCAGUUUGUGAACGUUCUUUGGAACCCGAAAGUCCGACACGGCUUCCAAUUGGAAGCCGUGCCUUGGUUUCCGAACAUUUUGGAAGUUGAAUGGACUUCUGGAACGGAUUCCGUUUGACUUCCGAGGUACCACAGUACUGACUUUUCCUCUGGCAAUAGAGCAACUUAAACUUUUGCCUCUGCUACUUGCAAAUUGUCUCCUUGAAUGCUAACCAGCAAAUAAAGCCCAACGGCAGUAAAUAUUCUCUAUGCAAUGUGGAUUUACAGUUGCAAUUGAUAUUUUUUAACCCCCAUUGCCAAUUUGGUUUAUUAUAAAAAAUUACAGACUUUCAGCUGUUUGCAAUGAACAGAUCAGACAAAAGCAAUUGAAAUAGCUCAACACAGUGGUUGCUUCAAGUGGGUUCCCCAAAUUCAGCUGAAAUUGCAACUUUUACUGGCUUCUCCAGUCUCACUAUUAUUCAACCCCUUCAUGGCAAGCAUCUUUAGUAUUUAGUAGAGCAACCUUUCGCUGCUAUAACCUGCUGCAAGUGAGAUGCGUAGCCAUACAGCAGCUUCCGGCAGCAUUCCUGAGGAGUCUGAGCCCAUUCCUCAUGAGCAAUGGCCUGUAGUUCAGAGAUUUUCUAUGGGAUUCAAGUCAGGUGACUGUGAUGGCCACUGUUCCUUUAACUUUGAACUUGUGAACUAUGCUUCCAGUGGUGUCUCUAGGAACAUUCAGUGCCCUCACUAUCUUUUUGUACCCUGCUCCUUGUUUGUAAAGGGGGAUCUUUUCUCUUAGCUUCUUGGACCAUUCUCUUGACUUAGCCAGAUUUCUAACAUGCAGCCAAAUUAGACAGUCAGCAAAUUCCUAGCCAGCUCAGGUAUUUCAUAUGUUCCAGCUCAAGCACACCUGGUGCAAUUAAUUAUGUUGUCUCAUUUUGAACUUAUUCCUGCACCACAAACCUUGCUAGAAGAUAUGAGUACUUGAUAGGAAAAGACAUUGGCUACAAAACUGAGGAUGGGUGCUGUCUGUUCUCUGUAUAAGUAACUGGGGGGGGUGCGGGCUGGGGUGGGCACACAGUGCAGAUUUCUGGAGAGCGGAUGUCCAAUACAAUGUGAUCUCCUGAUUUGUCCUUCAGCUUGGGCAGCUUUGUAAUCUUAUGUUUUAUUUUCUGGCAGCCUCCCAAAGUGAAAUGUUUGACUAGAAUCUGGCAUCCCAACAUCACGGAGACAGGGGAAAUCUGUUUAAGGUAAUAAAUAAUUUUUAUAGCUCACUUCUCUUAUUCUGUUGUCAGAGUUAAAUGCCAGUAGAUGAAAUGGCUAUUUCUUGUGAGUAUGUAGGAGGAAGAGAAAGAGCAUAGAUCACUGCCAAGUGGCUCCUCCCCAAAUGGGAAUUACUAUAGCAUAAGUAUGCAUGAAAAGUUUCUCCUGGUUUGCUCAAACUCCACACCAGGCAGUAAUGUUUGUAAAACAACAACAAACAAACCCCCCAUACAGAAGCCUGUUUUAUGAUGGUCUGUAGCUGAACCAACCUGGCUAACGCAGCCACCUCUCUGCCAAGAGCUUUGUUUGCUUUAAAUGCUGUGCUAUUUGGAUCUUGCUAACUAUGAAAGAGCAAGUUCAACCUGCUGCAAUAAAAGAAGAGAGGCUACAACAUCUUACCAAGCUGAAUGCACACAGGCAUUUCCCACAGGAAAGGUGCCAUUUCACUUUCCUCCCCUAACCUAUGCACAUGUGAGACACUGAUACACACCAUAUUGAGGCCAGCAAAGCUUGGUAGGUCUCAAUCAGCUGAAAAGGCCCAGCAGAGGAGUAAGUGGGACUGGGCUUAGGCUCGCAGUUGCAUUGCAUUUGCUGCUACCAAGUGGGCAGGGAAUCUCACUGAGGAAGAAAAGAAAAGAAAACGUGCAAGCCAGACUAAACAAACAAUAAAGAAGAAUCAGAGAGGGGAUUCAAAUGACUUGCACCCAGAACUCACCUUCUGUUGGUCACACAUGCACUCACCACAUACAGGCAGACACAAACCUCCCUUCCUCUCUCGAUCUACCCAACUGCAUUUCUUGGUCACCUUUCUCACCCUUAAAAAUGCAUGUCCAGGCUACCAGAUAGGCAGAGAAGCAAUCAGGAAAACCAUCCCAAUUGCUUCUCCAACACUAAGACAAAAAACUUUUUGGGGUUUUGCAAUCCCACAACAGCCACAAAUGACCAGGGAACUCAUCCCCAUCACUUUCUCCAACUACCACACACAAAGUUAUGACAAAAGCCCUUUGGGGGAUUGCAAGCCCCCCCCCCCUCUGCAAUGAAUCGGUGGGUGGGGAUAAUAUUUCCUUCUCUUCUCCAAAGUGACCAAUAGCAGAGCCAACCAGUUGGGAGAUGUGGAUCCUGGAGGCAGAGGUCCCAGGGCUGAAAGGAGGGCUGGCAGCAGAGCAGGGGGGCUGACUUCGCUUGGGCUGCCCAGCCACCACCUCUUUGCCACACUGUGGUUUGCAGCGUCACCUGUCUGUGGCCAAGUGAACUGCAGUGUGACAACAUCUUACAAUUUUAUAUUAGUUAGAUUCAUUACCCACCCUUUACCACAAAGGCCCAGGGCUGGUUACUGCAAUGUAAAAUGCAACAUUAAAAACAGAUUAAAACAAAUUGCAAUCACAACCAGUUGAUACAAAAUUGUGGGAGCAAAAUGGACUGAUUGAAUUAAGAACCUUGAUGAAAGACACAGUAGUCAGAAUAUAUCACCAAAUGAUAUGAGGUGGGACAAGACCAGCUGCUUACACUAUUUGCCAAGUUUGUGUGCAGUCGCCUAUAUGUAGGGGUACACAUACACACAAAUGACUUUUCAGCUAUUAAUAUCAAAAUUUCUGCCAUUCCUUAGCAGGCAGUUGUCUGUGUAUUUAAUUUGUCCCUUAAAUCCUAGAGUAAGCAAAGCACAUAUGAAUUCAGUGUAUAAUAUGUAUUUGCAUCUUUAUUUCAGUUUAUUGAGAGAACAUUCAAUUGAUGGCACUGGCUGGGCUCCAACUAGAACAUUAAAGGUAGCAUUAUCUUAAACAUACAAAUGUGAUCAUCUUUAUCAGGUGAAAACUUUCAUAAAUCAGAAACAUUUGUGUAAAUCUUCAGGGCAAAUUUUAACAAAUUUUUGUUAUCUUGAUUUGAAUGGUGAAUACAUGCUCUCUAAUAAGAUUAGUUUCUUGCCUCUUCCAAUAAAUAAAUGGGACCUAAAUGUGGUUUCAUUGUUGUUGUUUUUUAACCCAAGCUGUAUUUUUUGUGUUCUAUGAAAGUUUUGAUUUAUCUGAGGCAUAUGCCCCUGUUCACCUAUGAAGUGGAUGUGAGAGGUUGUCUCGUUAAGGCAGAAGGGAGUAUUGGGAGAAGUGGGAUAAAGCCUAUUCCACUGUAUGGUCAUGCUGGAAAUGGUUCGCUUUCCCCACCAUAGGCUUUGCCUCAUAGAUACCUUGAAAUCAAAUGCUUUACAUAAGGGUCGGGUGUUGUUGUUUUUUACAUUCUUUAUGGAAAGCUCAACAUUUACUGAACAUUUUGUGCUAGAAUUCAAUAUUUUUGCAUUUUGCCUUUGGUAAAAAAUAAGUAAGAAUGUGUUGUUCAACUUCUUUGACUGAAUCCACUUCUUUUUCUUUUCAGGAUGUUGUUUGGGGAUUAAAUUCAUUAUUUACUGUAAGUAACAAGUGCACUCACUGGCUGAGAUCUUUUUCAGGUGGCCUCAUCACACUUGCCCUUUGCAAAAGAAAACAGUGCUUACAGCUUCUAGAAGAGUUACCAUGUGAAUUUGUUACCUCAAAGGUGUUGUAGGGCCUGAAAUAUCACCAUCUUAUUUAUGAUUGCAUAAGGUUCAGUCAACUAGAGUCUCCUUGCAUGCACUUGAUUAGGUAGACUAAAGCUUAUGCCCUAAUGAAAUUACUUCUCUUCAGAGUGUUACAAGACUCUUUGUAGUCCUUAUAAACAUCAGGAGCCUACUUCCCCCAGCAAAUCACAUUGACAAGAAAGUAUGUACUCUUCUCAGGUAUUUUGGCACCUAAGGUGAACUACAAAAUGGUGCCUUCCUCCCUGUUAAAGAAAAAGAGGAAUAAUGAUCCACAUUGGGAUCUGCUGUCCCGGUGGAUCCUGGGUCAACCCCGACUCUUCUGUAAAUUUGGCGUUUUAAGUUUAUGUUGUGGUUUUAUUGGGCUCUCAGUUAACUUCUAUGGAUGUUACCUUAUGUAAACUUCUGGGAUGAUAAGAUAUAAACAAAUCUGAAUCUAUGUACUGUUGCUUCUUUAAAUUAACAUUUCUGUAAUCAAACGUUCAUGCUAUUCUUCAGGAAAGUAAAAGGAAGGAUAAAUAAGGUCUUAAUUGCUUUUUUCCUUUAAAACAUAGCUGUCAACUUUUCCCUUUUUAAAAGGGAAAUCCUAUUUGGAAUAAGGGAAUUUCCCUUUUAAAAAGGGAAACGUUGACAGCUGUGCUUUAAAGUUAUGUAGUUACAGCAUCAGAUGGAAUAUAUUUCUGCUCUGCUGUUCAACUUGCAAUCUGAAGUAGAGAUAUAUGGUUUAUAUUUAUGUCUUUGACGCUGGGAAAUCUAAUGAUUAUAAGGUAUUGACAAUCUACUCAGAGGAAGAAACAGUAUCAUUUUUAUUCAAUUUUAUUAAAGGUUUUCAACAUAUAAUAAAAACCAAACAAAGCUAAUAUUCAAAAAGAGCAUAAUAAUAUAAAGGGGGGUGAAGGGGGACACACACUCUCACACAAAAACAAAAUUUUAUAUUCUUUCAACCUUCUAUCUUAAUUUUCAGUUCACAAACAUAAAUCCACAUCUUCCCAGCUCCCACCUGGGACAGUUCCCAUCUUUAUCCGCCUCACACCCUGAGAAAAACCACUUGAUUCUGUCUCUCACACAGAGCUCUUCUAUCAUUUUUUUCUCUGUAUGUAUCUUCAUAUCAUAUUAUCAUCUCAUCUCAUACUUAUAAGUAAUAUUAUUUAAUAUCAAUCAAAACAAACUAUAAAAAACUUAAAUAAUAAGGGGGGAGAGGUACUUCCACCUUCUAUCUGCCAAUUAUGUAUAAUGCAGUUGUUUCCAACAUUUGGCAGAUACACUCCAUCGUAACUCCGAGCUGUAGGUGGCAUGCGGCUUUCUGCCAUCUGCUAAUGGUAUUUCUUCAAAUUUCCUCUGCAGGCCUCCAUCAUCGCCAGUUCUGAUACUCAAUCAGUUCAAUAUGACGUUUCAUUUUAGAAUGUCCCAAACUAAUAUUUCUCCAGUUUCUUAUGGGAUACUUCUUUUUGUGGAUUCCAGCACAUCUCAAUAAAAUGAGAGUUCACAUUUAUUUGCCAAAUGCUUAAUCAAUAAAUCAUAACCUCGUGCUUUUCUCUCCUGCUUUUCCAGUUUUUUAAUCAAUCUUCCUUCAGGAGAUUGGCAACAUUUUCAUCUGACUUCUCUUUAAGGACGUUUCGAUGUGAGCAUUUUUUAUUUUUGAAUGAUUUUCGGCUCAUGAGCUUACGACAGGCACUUUCCCCAGUAAUAUUUUUGUAUCUCUGUCUCUGCUCCGCCAUCUGCUGGGUUGAAUUUAUCCUCUCUUUCUGAGUCUUCAUAAUUCAUUAAAAAUGGGUCCUCUUGUUUUUCAUCCAGACUCACAUCACCUCCCAUUUGUCUCAUCUGCAUUCCAAUGUAAGGUUACCAUAUUUUUUUCAGUAAAUCAAGGGACACUUGUCAACUUCAGUGGAUUUUGUAUGGGGACUGAUUUGUAAAUCCGGGGACUGUCCCCAGGAAACGGGGACGUCUGGUAACCUUAUUCCAACGUCUCUAACCAUACUCCAAAAUUCCAAUUUCAACUGCAUUAACUGCUCUUUAAGCAUUUGUUACAAGAGGCCCAAAAUCAGCCUUCAUGAUCACUGGAUUUCUCUUCCAGAGCUGUGAUUCAGCUGUAAAUUCAGCCACCGUCUCUCAUCGACUCGACACAAAGAAACGGCGAGUUAUCAAGUACAUAAAUUAUAGGUUGUAGACAGUUGAAAAGUCACAGUCUGAUCUACAUUUUUCAAAGUUAUCAGAUAUUUAGAGCGUCUUGAAGAUAUUUCCAGCCUGUUACGAUAUUGUAUAUUAUAUUUGUAGUCCUUAGCAAUCUUUAUCACUGGGUGCUAUUGACAAAUAGAGAGUCCAGUUUACUUUUCUUUCCAAUCCAUUAAAAAUAAUUAAUGCAAUGGAGAUGCAAACCUGACGCCCUCGUUUCAGGGCGAUUAUUCGGUGUAUGAGCUGCUGUAACGCCUUGUUCUAAGCGCCCCUUCCCCGGAAGUUUCACCUUCCUCCCCAUAACAGUGGGCGAGCGUCUCUUCAGAACUGAGUCUGGCUUCUUAUUAACCUCUUAUUAACAAAUAAUUAUCCCUGAUGGCAGACAAGCUAGCAGUGGAUUCCCUUCAGCUUCCUGUGCUCCACCAGAAGUCUGAAACAGCAUCAUUUUUAAACCUCCCUUGUAAAUAAUUAUGCACCCAGGACCAUAUUUUCUACAUCAAAGUUUUCUUUCUACUUCAAAGGCAGACUUUGUGAAUUAACUGAAUUGUGUGUGUCCUGCCCCAAUUUAAGCACAUUCUACAGUAUAAACUCAGAAGAACCAUCAGACAUUGGAAAACGUAAUGCCUGACAAGCUGUAGAAUCUGCAUACUCUGAACUCUUGGCAAUUGGCUGUAUAUGUGCUUUACGAGGAUUUAUAUUUCAAGAAGUAUCCACAUCUUCCCCCCCCCCCCCAAAAAGGUGUAAACAACAGAUUAUUUCAGAUCACAGGUUCUGAAUACUGCUCAGAUUGAAUAGGCUAAUGACCUCUUCCCUCAGGGCUGCUGGUCCAAUUAACUUGGGAUGCCUUGGGCAGCUUUUAUGUAAAAAUAAAAAUAUCAGAUGACCUGAUCACAUAUAGCAUGUGCAAUUUAGGCCUGAGCUAUGUUUUUAAAGCUUGUAUAAUAUUUUAUUUUUGUUUAAAAGACACCACAUUUUGGGGAUUUUUGUUUAGGGGAUUUUAAAAAAAAUACCCAUAAUGAGUGACUGUGAUAGCAAGAAAAGCAGAAUAUGGGAGGUGCAAUAUUAUACCACUUUCAGCACCAACCACUGCAAAAAUAAUUGCCAGACAAUCUUCUAUUUCCAUAGUGAUCAUUUCUUUCCCCCCCUUCUCACAGUGUCUUAAUUACUUCAUGAGAUUGUCAACUCUCAGGCUGCUUUGAUUUGAACAAGGUUAAAUUUUAGCCUUCAUGCAAAAGAGUAGUAGUGUUUGUUGCAGAGAGCAUUUUGGAACUUUGGACCUUAUUGUCUAGUAAAACUAGCUAAAAUUAGUCAUAUCUGAGACUGCAAUCCUACACACACUUGGAAUUAAGCCUCAUGGAAAUAGUGGAAAUCCCAUUGAAACCACUUAAGUCCCAUUGCUUUCAUAGGAUUUAUAGUUCACUUGUAUACAUAUCUAUUCUGAAGGAAUUCAUUCAGGUAAAAAUUUAUAGAACUGCAGCCUUAUUUUAACUAAUUUUAGCUAGAUUGGGAGUGUUGCUUUCUCCUAUAGGGUAAGUUGAUCAUUGUUUCUAUUGAGUGAAAAGUUAAUGGAAUUAUGGACAUAUUUAUUUUGUGGAGAUGUAAUGUUGACAUGGUUACUUGCUUGGAACUGAAGUAUUGCUCACCCAGUUCUUGGAUAACAGCAUGUUUGCACAUGCACACGCAACCUGCCGAAUGGUGAACCUUUGUUGAAAUGGAGGAGUGGGUGUUCAUAAGCUGUUUGUGAUAAGGCAUAGCAACCUGAUUCUUAAAGGCUUAAAGUAAAAAAUUGCAGUAGGCUUCCCUAAGGGUUUUGGUUUGCCUUUAGGUUCCAGAUUUAUUUAUCUAAUUCUUAUCCAGCUGUUGUUCUGCUCUAAAUUCAAUCUCUUUGGCUCAGUUAAGUGUCACAGAUCACCUUUGUUUGGUCAUCAUGAAUGGGCUUUGGACUUAGUGCACUCCUUCCUCCCCUUGUACACUUCAAUUCUUUUCCUCACUUCCUGGUUUAUGUUAACCAUAGUUUGCCAGAGUAUAUGAACUGGGCAAACAAUGGUUGUUGCAAACCAUAAUUCAGCUCCAAAGCAGAGUUCAAAACUUGUUUGAAGCAGGUUUCCAGUGCUAUUUUGGAGGCAAUGUUAGUGUGGUUAGUCCAUUGUUUUUACAAUUGUUGGAAAUCUGAUCAAUAAAUUCUGUUGUCCAUUCCAACCUUGUAACAUUAAAACAGCAACAGCAGUCGCCCAAGCUUUCUCGGUUAUGAUUCCAAUACUAUAGAAUAUUGAAAGAGAUUGAAAACUUAUUUACUGAGCUUUCAGAGGGUAAGAGAUCUGCCUCUUCAUUUUUCUCUGAGGCUACCAGUACAGCUUUGUGGGGUUUUAAAUAUAUAUUUCUGCUGUUGUGACCAGCUACUUUAAACCACUAGGGAAAGUGGUAUGAAAGUGAAAGUAUUUAAAAUAAACAAGUGAGGGAAAGAAUUGAGAGUGUAAAUUGAAUGGAAAGAACCCAAGGCACAGCCUGUUAACUUGAUUGUGACAUCUGAACCAGGUCUUUGCAAACACCUUAAUAGUAAAACAUUGGUAUAUAGCCUCUGAAUGCUUAGAUUUUCAAUUUGUAUAAUGAAUUUUCGUAUAUAUAAGAAUUUUAGUUAAAUUCAAUGGAUGGGGUUCCAGAGAUCUCAUUGAGUCAGUCCAAGAGCUUGUACAUUCUCUAUGAGACAUCUGACUCUUUUUUAUGACAUCAAACCAUUAUACCACAUCAUAAACAGUUUGCCGUGUGGUAGAAAGGGUUAGUUUCAAAGUUCAUUUGUGUGAUAGUUAUAGCCAACCAUUUUCUUAAAUGUCUGGUUUUUUCUCUUCAGGAUCUCUUGAAUUUUGAUGAUCCUUUGAAUAUUGAAGCUGCAGAGCAUCAUUUACGCGACAAGGUGAGUAGCAAUGUACUAAAUAUAUUAUCUUAUGAGAAUACGGCUCAAUUUUCUAAUCUCUUGUGUAGUCUUUGACAGGGAAUGAUUUCUGUGCAUCAAUAUUUAACAAGCAUCAUUUAAAAAAGUAUUCAGUGGAUCUUGGAUCUACCUUCUCCACUGCACAAUGAUAUGGCAUUAAUGUUUGUGCAGAAUCAUAGAAUCAUAGAGUUGGAAGAGACCACAAGGGCCAUCGAGUCCAACCCCCUGCCAAGCAGGAAACACCAUCAGAGCACUCCUGACAUAUGGUUGUCAAGCCUCUGCUUAAAGACCUCCAAAGAAGGAGACUCCACCACACUCCUUGGCAGCAAAUUCCACUGUCGAACAGCUCUUACUGUCAGGAAGUUCUUCCUAAUGUUUAGGUGGAAUCUUCUUUCUUGUAGUUUGGAUCCAUUGCUCCGUGUCCGCUUCUCUGGAGCAGCAGAAAACAACCUUUCUCCCUCCUCUAUGUGACAUCCUUUUAUAUAUGCUGGAUCUUCUCUUUCUGCCUGCAGGCCCCUGUGCCCACCCACCCCCCACUAGUGCCAGAGUGUUCGGUGACCCUCCACAGUGACUGGGAGCAGGAGCAAGGUGCAAUGGGUGGGAAGAAUUGGGGAGGGAACACCCUACAAGCAGAAGUAUAUUCAACUUGUGCACUUGCAUCUUUCUAUCCAAACCACCAUUAUUAUACUGUGAACUCUAUAAAGUUUAUUGUGUCAUACAAUAAGAACAGUAAUGAGUUAUAGCCAAAGAGAAUCUGAUUGUAGAAUCUGAUUGCACAAACAAUUGUAGAACAAUACUGUUGGCCUAUGCUGUGGAAAUCGAUUCUUGGAAAAUGGUGAAAUAUAUUUUUGGGGAAAUUUUUAAUCAUAUUAAUUUUUUAAUCACUUUCUUUUUAAAAAAUUGUAACUUAAAUGUAGAAGUUAAUGUAAGCCCAUGAUAUGGCAUAUCAUAUUAAAGCCCAUGAAGUUCUGAGAUUGAUAUUUUUAGUUUUGAAAUAUCUCAAUUCUGGGCUGAGCCUUUAAGGCCAAAGUUGCCAAUUUUUUUAAAUUUCAGACCCUCAUAACUAAAAAACAGGAUGAGAGAAAAAUGUAAUUUUUUAGAUUUAAACUUAGUUUUGAUCAUUCAACAAGUGUACAAAAUAUUAAGAAAAUUGGGUUACAUGAGGUAAAAAAAUUAAAUGGAUCACUUGAUAUGGAAUGACUCUGCACUGCUAUCAUCAGUACAUUCUCUAGCAAUUCUUGUGCUUUCCAGAACAUUUUUGAGAUUGAGUUUCAGUUUCUAGCACUAGACAUAAAACUGCCUUUUCACAGUGAAAUCCAGCCCAAUACAUAAAUGUGCACAGGUGUUCAGGGUUUGGGUAUCUCCUUACCACGCUUCAGAGAUAUUUUGCGGUGGUAAUAGUGGUUCAGUAGCUGGCAUGCACUUUUGCCUUAAGACUAAUUUAUCGGAAUGUCAAGUUUUAUCAUUAGGACUAGGAUCUAGGAGACCAAAGUUGAAAUCCCUCACUGAGUUACCGUGGACUGUUCUGUGUGUCUCAGCCUAACCUGCCCCAAAAGGUUAUUCUGAAGAUGAAAUAGGGAGGGAGAGAAUCUCCUACAGCUUGGAGGAAAGAUGGGACAUAAAUACAUUUUGAAAGUAAGGGGUACGGGUGUGGGUAUGCACAAGAUACAACAAAAUGUUGCAGUGUAGAGUCCUUCAUGCUGUCUUGCACUCCACCCACCUUUCUAAAAUAGGGAUCUCUGCUGUUGCAGGGACUUAGAAGUAGGUGACACAUCAGGCAUCUGUUGAGUUUCUAGUGUGUCCUUUAUAACUGAGUUGCUUUUUUAUUUUAUGAAUUGUUUUUAUUGCAGUGGUACCUUGGUUCUCAAACUUAAUCCGUUCCAGGAGUCCGUUUGACUCCCGAAACUGUUUGAAAAUCAAGGUGUAGCUUCCAAUCGGCUGCAGGAGUUUCCUGCACUCAAGCAGAAGCCGCGUUGGACGUUUGACUUCCGAAAAAUGUUCGCAAACCGGAACACUUACUUCCAGGUUUGCAGCGUUCAGGAGCCAAUUUGUUCGACAACUAAGCCAUUCGAGAACCAAGGUACCACUGUAUAUUACUUUCCUGGGACAAUCAAAGCCAUUUCCGUUAGCAGAAAGAAUUACCGUAUUUUUCGUCCUAUAGGGCGCACCGGCCCAUAGGGCGCACCUCAUUUUGGGGGGGGGGAAUGAAUUAAAAAAAACUAUUUCCCUCCCCAGCCAUGGGGGCUGGGGCGGGGGAAGCCCGAGCUUCCCCCGACCCCAGCCCCCAGAACAGGCUGCUGCCCGCAAGCCUUGCGAGCCCGCGGGAACUCCCGCCGGGCAUGCAAGGCUUGUGGACACCUGUGCGAAGCACGGGGCGCCCUCCGGGGAAACACACAUUUCCCCUUCAUUUUUGGAGGGGAAAAGGUGCGUCCUAUAGGGCGAAAAAUACGGUAUUCCAUACCAACAAUAUAACCAGCAUAAUAGAAAACAAUAUUGAGAACAAAGGUGCAAGCAAGACAUGUCUUACAUCUUUUCCAAAACAACAAGCAAACCCCUUUUCUCAACUGUUCAGGAAGGAGGGCCCACAAAUUCAGUUCUGCUACUAUAAAGGUUUGCUGUCUAGCCACCACCAUGCAAACCUGAACAGUAAGGCUUACUGACUAGUGACAGCAGACAGGCCUCUGUGCUCAGCACAUUGAAAUGUUUAGCCACAAAAGAGUAUUAUUUCAGGGUGCAUCAUCAAUUCUUAGACUAGCAUUUACCAAUGAAUAAGCAAUACAUAUCUCAUGGCAGGAAAGCAAAAACACUUUUCAGAAGAAGGAGCUGCUAUUUUGUGUAUAAUAUGAAUCCCGCAGAUAGCUGAGCAGAGGGGAAGGGCUCAAGUGUAGCUACUCUACUCUCUUAUUUGUUUGCUUUUGCCCUUCUUAAUACUUUUUGUGAUCAUUGUAAUGAAUACCUUGAAUCAGACUGAGAUACCAAAAAAAGGGUUAAUGUCUCCUAGGACCUGUUUGCCACGCUGUACGGCAUGUUGCUUUGGCACUAAGGGGAAUGUGAGGUCUCCUAUAUUAAGACAACCUGAAAAACGCUGCUUGUGCCUACAUCUCUAGGAACACCCAGGGUAUAUUUUGUUGGAUUUCAGCUUCAGUAUUUUGUGUGUGAUGCAAAGUGUACUACUCCUUGGCAAUUAAUAUUUUUGGGGUGGGGAAGAAGGCAGAAGGUUCAGUUCAUUACAAAUCACAGUUAGUGCUAAUGAACAAAUUAGGUUGCAUUGCACACCUGACAAUCAAGCACAAAGGGACCAUCUGUCCAGUAGCUGUAUGAAUGUCCCUGUUUUUGAUUCACUCACUUAGACCUUGUCACCUUUUCAGGAAGUUGUUCACAAGCAGCAGCAGCAGCAUCUUCAUGAGGGUUUCUGCUGUAUUUAAAUCGCUGUUUUUCUACUAGAAAUUCAGAUGCAGAACUUUAGAAUUGCCAGAAAAAGACUUUUCUGUAAUUCACUUUCCACAUCUCUAAGGCUUUUCAGUAACUUCACAGUACAGUGUAAUCGCAUCACACACACAUUUUACUUGAGUGAAUUCAAUUACACAUGCUCGACUCCACUGGUGGCAACGGCUUUCCUGGCACAGUUGCAGCACAGGAGAGGGAGAUAUUAAGGCAGGAGAGUACAAAGACGCCUGUCUCUCUCAGCUGCAAGACGAGCAGGGAAGUAGAGACAGCUGGAGAAGAAGAAACCCUAGUUCCAUCAGCUACAAAACAAGUGGGGAAGCAACAGAGACAGGCAGAGGAAGAAGAAACCCAGCCUUCAUUGCCUGCGGAAGGGAGGAGAGAGGCAAACAGAGAGAGAUGCAGGCAGAAGAUAAAGGAAUGGAGCUUUCUUUUACAAGAAAGACUUUUCUGGCCAGCUGUAUACCCCACCUUCCUAUAGCUCUUUAUGGAGUAAGGACGCUCUGUUCACUUUCUGGUCUGUUUCUCUGGCUUUCUAGACUUCUUCUACAACUGGUAGUAUCCUGGGACUAUAAUGCAGACGUAUGCUUUGUAGUGGGUAGAAGGAGGAAGGGUCUUCUGUUCUUCGGAGGAGAAGCAGCAAUAAUUCCCUCCUCCACGCGCUAAAAUCUACCCCACCACUUAGAACUCAGCAGAACAUUCUUCCCUUGUAGCUCACCAGAACACAAGCUAAAAAACAAAUUUGUGGGAGGGUAUCUAGUGAAGACAAGCAUCCACUGGGGACACAGAGCCGCCAGGAAUUGAGACAAGGAGUUGCAGAAAAGAAUCCUUGAUCUCUGUUGUGGCACAACCUUAAAAGUGCAAUUUCAGCAACUAAUAUUACCAAAGUUUUGGAUAUCAGUUAGUGAAGUGUACUUAGAAUUGGCAAGUGAAGCAAUCAUUCACCUGUUGCCAUUUGGUAGCACCUGUCUUCAUGAGCAGGCUUCUCAACAAUGGUGAUCCUCAAAACAAAAACAAAACCCCAAUUUGGUUGUACAAGGUGAGCUGUGAGUUAGCUUUUCACUUAUCACCCCCCACUGGAAUUAAAUCUGAAAUUAUGUUUGCUCAGAUGUCUCAUUGAAAUGGUGAGUCAAUCAAUCAAUCACUGGUUUUCAAUAGCUUCUCAGUCUUUUGGCUAAGAAAAAGUGUAAAAAUCACUGGUUUUCAUUUCAUACUAAUGCCAAAGUAGCACUAUGUAUGUUGCUUUGUGAAUUACCAUUUCAAUAGAAGUGAAGUGUCUUAUUAGUGCUAUUAAGUUAUAAAUCAAAAAUGAAUAUGUGAAGCUGGGUCCCAUAAUACAAGUUGGGAGUCAGGUAGAUCUUGGGUCUGGACCCGUUGAAGUCCACUGGAACAUACUAUUUGCACGCCACCUCAUUCUGAGUGGUAUGAGAUUCCAGGGGUUCCAUGCACUUACCAACAGAAGCAAGCCAGCUGUUAGUUACACGAAGCAAGUGGAAUUAACUCUUGAUUAGGAGAAAACAGGAUCUGCACAGGAGUGCCAGGCCUAAUGAGCAGAGCAACUCCUCUUCGGUAGCAGAAACUGAAGGUCCCCACCUUCCCACAGCGAUUUGAGUCCCCUCCUCUCCAGGGCUUUUCCCAAGCAAUCUCUGACUGUGCCUGCAGUUUUUUCUCCUUCUGCUUUUGGGAGACCAGGGAGAGGGGAACUUGGUGUAGCAGGAGGGGCAGACAACCACACCUCUUCACCAGCUGGACUCCUCUCUGCCUCUUGGCCUCCUUCCUCUCCUGCUUCAGCUUCUGGUUCCGAUUCUGGACUUCUCUCUGGCACAAACUCUCCCUGCUCACUAAACCCUGUUAACUCUUCAGCUUACAACACCUCCCAGUCGUCGCCUUCUCCCACCACCAAUACCUGGGCUCUGAGCCUUCUUCCCUUUGGGGUUCCCCAGCUGGUUCUUCCUACCAUUUGUAUGCGUCAAACCAGUCUGUGACACCCAGGGUUCAUGUUUCAUUCAGAAUGGGACACAGUGGAGCCUGUGGUGUCUUAAUGAUAUAUCGUUUACUUACACAUAUAUACAACCUGAGCCUACAGCAUCAACAUCCCCAGAUGGCCUUGCUUCUCCCAUAGCCGCAACCUUUGAUUCAAACAGAAAUCAAACAUCACUCUCUCUGGCUUCCUAAUCUGCAGCUUUUCUGCUAGCUUCUAGCUCACAUCACUCAACUCUCAACUCUGGCCUUUUGCCCUAGCUACCCAUGAGUUGAAGGAGGGGCCCCUACCCAUUUGCCAUCUCGCACAGACCACCUUCCUUUGUCCCGUUCCUUAAUGGCCCAUCACCCAGGCCAGCACCUCACCAGGAAGCUCACCUGGCAAUUAAAAGAAUUAGAAGGGGGCCUGGGCAUUCAGUCUUCGCUCCUAAAUCUACUUUCCAUGAAAUACGGAAACACAAGCUUCAGAUGUUUAAAGUUUCAUAUCUCUCUGCACAAUCUAAUGUAGUGAGUCAUACCAUUCUAUUUCUUUACAUGUAUUGGCAGGCUGAAAUGCAUAUAUUUCCAAGUGCAGAUGCUUUCUUUCAGCAAAAAUGUUACCAAUAUUUCUGCAGACAAAUCUUUCUCUAUUCCUCCCCCCCACCCUCACUGGUGUAGGAGGAUUUCCGAUCUAAAGUGGAAGAUUACAUUAAGCGCUAUGCAAGAUGAUGAAGGGAGAAGGCAGGACCAUGGAUUGUGUAUGCAAUGUUGAUUGGUAACUUGAUAAAACAUCAAAAAACCUGGAAUGUGCUUGUUCUGUAUCCAUGUUGUUCUGAAGAAGAUAACAAGCUUCAAAAUAGUUCAUGUCAAAUGGUGAGUUCACCAUCAAUACAAGAAGAAAAUUGUGUAUGUUGGUUGGAGAAAAGGUUGUUUUCUUAACUCUUGACAAUGUUUUCUUUUCUGAAAUUGUACUGUAUAUCUGGAAUUGAGAUAUGCUUGAAACUUAGAAGAAAUCACUAUUAAGAUUAUUUUCACUCAAAAAAUUAUUCAUGUCUAGUAAAAAUUAAUGGUAUGUUUACUGGAACACUUAAAAAUUGGCAAUAAAAUUGGUCUUUAUAGAACUUUUAAGACGCAUAAAUAUUUGCCUUUGCUGGAACUGAAAAAAGAGUCCUGCACUUGAGCAAAGGUAAUUGCAUAAAGCCAGUUUAUACCUACUGUUGAAGUUCUUAUAUUUAAUUUAACUUUUUAAAAUUGCUGCUUUCUCUUCCUUUUUUGCCUACAGUGUUUUUAGUUUGCAUUUAUUGUGCAAAGCACUUACUGAACCCAAGGCUGAUUCUAUGGCCUACAUAUAAAUGCAGUGUAUUAUUUUUAAAACCCAAUAUUUUACAUGGAGGUGCAAUGAAAGGGAAGUGUUUUUUUAAACUAUCUUUUUAAAUUUUAGAUUUUGCUGUGGAAAGUUGAUAUUUCAGACUAUUAUAUAAUAAAGUGACAUGAAGUUUCAAGUAAUAACUUGGGAGAACUACCCAAAGCUCUAGCACCUAAUCCAUGAGAGCAACUUACUUCAUGCUGCAAUUUCAUUAUCACACUCUUGCAAACCAACUCUUCUGGGAUAAAGGCAUAGUUUAUGAAGAGUGCUUUUAAAGCCUACUUAGCUAGCUAGCUCUAUAUCAAAGAAUGUAUAUAUCAGGUUGCAGCAUGCCUGUUGGGUGGGAGGGUGCAUGUACCUCAGGAACUAGUUCAAAGCAAAUGCCACACACAAAGUGUGUUUAUUAUUUUAGCCUACUUCUUCCUGACAUGUUGAUCACAGCUGAUACUGUAACUGGCCUGGGAAUCAAUUGAGAGAGCCAUAGUCAUCAAAUUUUAUUUAGGUUUCAUACAUAAAAGUGAAAUGUAUUUUGGGUUACUGUGAUAAAUUACCGCUAAAGCCAGAAAUGAAUAAAUGUUUGUGUAGUUUCAUGCAUAUGUUGUGCAAAACAUUUCCUGCCUCAACAGUUACCUGUGCCAUAUGAAAGAAUCCAUUUAAAUUCAUCAGGUGCUUGUGAAUUGCUAUUAUUGUAAAAACUGUAAACUUUGAUAAUGAAAGCCCUGAAAUUGCACCAUGAUUUUCAUAGAUUUUAUCAGUGUAAGACAUUUGGCUGUGCAAUUGUUACGAUCUAGCCAAAGUUAUAUGCUUUUAGGUCCCAUCGAUUUGAAUGGGAAAUAUUUAAACAUAAGUUUAACUUUCCUUUUGCCAUCAAUGAUACUUUAAAAGUACUUAACCUUUGGCGGGAUUGUACCUAGUGUGUCUUAAAGAUCUGUUGCAAAACAUAUAGUUCCUUAAACUUGCAAUGCUGCUACUCAGAACUUGGGUAAAUGACCUUUUCUAGUCACUGAUGUUGGUGUGCAGAGUUGGGCCUCUGAGAAAUUAUUCAAAAAUAUUCCUCUGAAUCUAUAAAGCAAUGUGUAAUUUUAUUGAAAAGUAUGAAAGAGAUUAUUCCUAAUCAGGGCAGUUUUCAUGAGAAGCAUUUUCCCCUUUCUUAAAAAGAAAAUACUGAAACAGCAGGAAAGAUAAGAGCCACUGCACAUUCAUCUUUGUAAUCAGUAACAUGAAUAUAGCCUGAAGGACUGUUUCCCCUGUUAAACAUGUAUAAUGUGGAAAUACAUUUCUUUAGGUAUGAUUAAAGUUAUCCAUAGUUUUACCAUC
Molecule: messenger RNA, 30307 nt
Organism: Podarcis lilfordi (Lilford's wall lizard)
Lineage: Eukaryota; Metazoa; Chordata; Lepidosauria; Squamata; Lacertidae
Source: the annotation of a GenBank genome assembly